UGGAGGACAUAUAUCAGUAAUUUUAAAAGGAACAAAACAGAAAACGGGGUAAUAAGGUUAACGGAAAAUCACAGCGCAAUUAAGCAUGAAGACAUCCCAGAUACUAUUUCUGGGCCUGGCCCUUUUCCUCGCCGUUCAAAAUGCCGCGGGUUCUCACCUCAGCAACUGUGGCCUUGGAUCCGGAACUGACCCUUGCGGAUGUUGCGAGAGUGCCGUAAAAGCCGCGAAGAUGGUCCGUCCAUUCAAACUCGCUGACCCUUCCGUGAUCACUGAAGCCGCUAGCUUAAAGAAUUCAGCUACCAAGAGCGGCGGCUGCUCAUCUCUGGCACCAAAAAAAGUCAGUGGACCAUCCGUCAUGGAUCUGCUUCAGCCUUCCUGCGGCCCAAUCGCUCCCAGAUUACGCCCGGUCGGUGAUCUGUGCACCAGUUGCUCUAACAUCGCUGAAGUCGUUCCUGCUUACCCCGGAAAGCCCAUGUGCCGCACUUGCGCUGCAGCCUACGACCCUCCUUGCAAUGCAGCUGCCAAUGCACCCGUCUACACCAGCUACAGCACUCCUAACACCGAGUUGAACGUCUUCGAGGACGAAUCUCUCUCGUUCGACGAACAAGAAAACAUUUACAACGCACAAAGCGUGCCAGUGGCACCCGCUGACCCUGUUUCCUUGUCGUUGGCCUAUGGAUUGGCCAAACAAGCGAGCCAGACUGUACAGGAGUCAAGAUUGGCUUUUGGACCAACGAGCAUCCCGAUUGACGGUAGCAUUCGCAAGACUGUCCUCAACAUUCCCGAGGAAAAGCUCCUCACGGUUGACAAACCCAUUGUGGAAUUGAAACUCGCAUCGAAACCCGGAAUCAGUGAUCCCUACGCAGAAGUGCUCGCCCAGCAAGCGGCUCUGGAAGAGCGGAGAUUGGAAUUGGAAGCCCAGGCCCAACAGAGCGAUCCGAGAUCGUCGUUUAUCAGCUACAGCGAUCUUGGAUACGGUCCAGUAUCGUCAAGUGGCAUCAACUUCGUAAGUACCGUCAACAAUGCAGCGGACCCUGCAAGUGCAGACCCUGCAAGUGCAGACCCUGAUGACAUGGCUUGCGGUCCCAUGGGACCACCGCUUCCUCAAUAUCGCAGCGGAAACGUAAUCAUCCAAAGUAAGUCGAACCAGGAUCCCGCGGAUGAUUACUAUACCGAUGCCAGCUACGAGCAGGACCCUGACGUCGAUGCCAGCUACAGCGCCGAAGAUCAGGCAAGCUGCAACGGCGGAUUCCUCGCAAGGCUCAGAGCUUCAGCUCGUGCCCAAAAUGGAUGUGGCUGUGGGUGUGGAAAAUGAUUGAGACCGAACUGUGAUCGGAUAAGAGUAUUUAUACUUCCGGUCUGUGUUGGCCAAUCAAAGCUACUCCGGUAUAGCCACUUGUUAGCCCUUGUAUCAUGUGCCCUUCCCCAAAAAAUAAAAAAAUAAAA
Messenger RNA from Diprion similis, 1446 nucleotides. RefSeq lists its product as uncharacterized. The transcript has 4 exons. Lineage: Eukaryota; Metazoa; Arthropoda; Insecta; Hymenoptera; Diprionidae. The coding region runs from base 86 to 1315 and encodes 409 amino acids. The record is from RefSeq and is a predicted model, not a curated record.